UAUAAUUAAGUUGAUUAACUACCAUUAUAUAAGCAAAUCCAAGAUCGAUGUUAUCAAUGGUAACACUUGAGAUACACAGUUGAUCAUUUUCCCGAGAAAAAAAAAACCAGAGGGAAAGUGAAGGAAAAAAGAGAACUGAUAUCAAAAUUCAAGAAUCCACCCAACACCCAACACCCAACACCCAAUUUUCCAUUUUCCUUUCUUUUUCCAGUUCUUAUACAGUUCAGGCGUUUGAGAAAAUGGGUAAUGCUUUUUCAUGGCCAUUUGGUGAAUGCAGUACUGAAAUGGACAAUGGCAGCUUGGAUUCAAUGACUGUGAAAUCCAUUAGUUUUGGAGAUGAAGAAAGAGCUAAAACACCACUUAGAUCCAUCAGUUUCAAAAUCUCAGAUUCAGAGCCAACUAUUUUAAAAUCAUGUGGUUCUGGGAAGAUGAUAUUGGAAGGAUCUGUUAGUUUUAAAGGCAGAGAUUUGGAGGAAACAAUGACUUCCGCCAUUGAUGAAGCUGUAGCAAGCUCGAAGAGCAAAGCAAUGGAUGCUGUUGAAUCUUUAAACCCAGAUUUUCCAUUGGAAUCUUCAAAAGAAUCGAGGGUUUCAGAUCUUAAUAAUCCACAAAUGGAGGCUGCGAUAAGAUUGCAAAAGGUUUAUAAGAGCUUCCGUACAAGGAGAAAGCUAGCAGAUUGUGCUGUUCUUGUUGAGCAAAGCUGGUGGAAGCUCUUGGAUUUUGCUGAAUUGAAAAGGAGUUCUAUAUCAUUUUUCGACAUGGAUAAACAUGAAACAGCUAUUUCUCGCUGGUCAAGAGCAAGAACAAGAGCUGCUAAAGUUGGCAAAGGUUUAUUCAAGAACGAUAAAGCUCAAAAGCUUGCUUUACAACACUGGCUUGAAGCUAUUGAUCCAAGGCAUAGGUAUGGACAUAACUUGCAUUUUUAUUAUAAUCAAUGGCUCCAUUCUCAGUGUCAAGAACCCUUUUUUUACUGGCUGGAUAUUGGAGAAGGCAAAGAAGUAAAUAUAGAAAAAUGUCCUAGAUUAAAGCUUCAACAACAAUGCAUCAAAUAUCUUGGUCCGAUGGAAAGGAAGCCCUAUGAGAUUGUUGUGGUAGAUGGGAAAUUCAUAUACAAGCAAACAGGGAAACUUCUUCAAACUACAGAAGAAACCAGUGAUUCUAAGUGGAUUUUUGUACUUAGUACAUCAAAGAUCUUGUACGUUGGCAAGAAAAAGAAGGGUACUUUUCAACAUUCUAGUUUCUUGGCUGGUGGUGCUACUAUUGCUGCUGGUAGAUUAGUUGUUGACAAUGGUGUCCUUAAGGCGGUUUGGCCUCAUAGCGGUCAUUAUCGUCCUACAGAAGAAAACUUUAACGAUUUCAUUUCAUUUUUGAGGGAGAACGAUGUUGAUCUUACAGAUGUUAAGAUGGCACCAGUUGAUGGAGAAGAGAGUUUCCAUGGAACCAGUCACCAUCUUAGAUGCAAUUCAUCUGAAGAAAAUAGCUUAGAGCUUGAAGAAAACAAUGUCAAAGGUUCGAUCGAGAAGCUCGGUGAUUUGAUCAAAGAAGGAAGCAGUGAAGGCCUUGAAUGCACAAUGUCAAGCAGGUUCCUCAACUUGAGUCAUCUUGAAAUACCGAUGAAAACCGAAUUGUUUGAGGUUGCUGUUGCUUACAACCAGGGUUCAAAUUUGACGGUUCAGGACGAGAUGAUGAAUGAAAAUGAUCAUAAUGUUGAAGCCAUUGCUAAAGAAUCGAUUCUUCAAAGGAUUAACUCUAAGAAAGGGAUGAAAUCAUUUCAAUUGGGCAAGCAAUUGUCAUGUAAAUGGACUACAGGGGCAGGACCUCGGAUCGGUUGCGUUCGAGAUUUCCCUUCAGAACUUCAAUUUCGAGCGUUGGAACAAGUGAAUUUAUCUCCGAGAAGUGAUGGCUAUAAGAAAUUCUACUUUUCUCCUCGAUUUACUAGCGGCUUGAAUCCAAAAUUGUCUGAAUCGGUAACGACUAUGAGAGAAGAGAUGAGAACACAAAGUUUACCUCUUCUCAAGAAAGAGAACUUAUUGCAGAAAAGCUUCCUCUCUUUAAAGGGUGUCGGAGUUUGAUUUUCGAGAUGUGCUCUGAUACUAAAAUUGAUACAUGGAGGGGAAAAAUGAAAGGGUAAUAAGAAUUUAGAGUUGAUAUUAAGUACAUUUUACAAGUAGUUGAUUCUUUUGAUGUGAAUAGAGAAGAUGAUAUAUGAAUUCUUUAUCAUUCUUUUC
This is a messenger RNA of Gossypium raimondii (Peruvian cotton), 2228 nucleotides long. Its product is annotated as IQ domain-containing protein IQM2. The transcript has 8 exons. The coding region runs from base 240 to 2072 and encodes 610 amino acids. Lineage: Eukaryota; Viridiplantae; Streptophyta; Magnoliopsida; Malvales; Malvaceae. The record is from RefSeq and is a predicted model, not a curated record.